AGAUGGAGCUUUUCCCCAAGCCUCCUCCAUGCACGUCCAUGUACUACACCAGCAUACCUGAAGCAAGUUUGAAGACUUCUGCCAAGUCGUGGAGGCGAAGUUCGUCCUCUUACGGCGACUUCUUCUCGACUAUUCCUUUGCAGCAGAUCGAAGAGAGAUUGAAUUCAAUCGCAACCAACACUGAGGCGUUCGAUCGGGAGCUUGAGUCAGAAGAUCCUCCUCCCUUCGUCUCGACCUCUCAUGCCUCUCAUGCCCCCAUGCCUGACCGAGCCAUCCAGCAGCACUUCAUUCACAAGCGCACUUCUGCCUCCCUCGUCGAUGGCAGUGGUCAAGCGCAGGUGGUCGAGAUCCCGCUGGAGCUCGCGGCUCCCAACUUCUACUUCUUGAGGGACGCGGACGGGUCGAGGAGGGUGCUGGAGGUCACAGACCCUUCGCUCCCUCCGACCAAGACCAGACACGAGGAGGCGAUGGCAACCAGCAGCGUGCGAUCCAUGUCCAACGUGCAGAACUCGGGGAUGCAGACUAGACACCAGAAGGACUUUGUGGACAUGCAGUCGCGUGCGGACAAGUUGGAGAAGCGAGCCAGAGAGAUCGGAGCAGAGCGAGAGCAGCGCGCGGCCAGCACAGGCGCCUACGGAGAGACGGAGCGGAUGACGAUUCCUCGUGUGUUCAAGUAUGAGCACGGUGCAACGUUGACGAAGCGCGAUGUGGAGAUCAUGAUGAAAACGAGAAAGCCAAACCCUCACCCCCCUAGCGCGACGGUGGCGACGGCAGGAGAACUUAUCUACUCCUCCGCGGAGGACGUUAUGUGAGAUGAGCUAGACAGGCGGCAGGUGGAGGUCUUUGAUUGCCUCAUGCAUCUGGGCUCUUGUAAAUGUCUUCGUCCGAUAGAUCUUCAAAGUCGUCCUGCAGAAAGUCAGUGACGAGCAGGAGGAGCGAGGAAGAGGGGGAGGGGGAGGGGGAGGGUCAGGCACUCGGCCAGUGAAAGCCAGGAACUUC
Guillardia theta CCMP2712 is the source of this 999-nucleotide messenger RNA. RefSeq lists its product as hypothetical. The transcript is spliced from 2 exons. The annotation marks the transcript as partial. The record is from RefSeq and is a predicted model, not a curated record. Lineage: Eukaryota; Cryptophyceae; Pyrenomonadales; Geminigeraceae.